This is a messenger RNA of Funneliformis mosseae, 1010 nucleotides long. The record is from the annotation of a GenBank genome assembly. NCBI's taxonomy places the organism in Eukaryota, Fungi, Glomeromycota, Glomeromycetes, Glomerales, Glomeraceae.
UUCUGAUAUUAUCGAAAUGAAGAAAUUUCUAGACAAUAUUGAAGGUGGUAUUACAUAUAUGAUGAAUCAUACCACCGUUUUACAUGUUCAAAAUAAUAAAAAGAUCGCCGUUAAAUUUAAUAAUAUUGAACAGAAUGACAAAAUUAUUAAACAAAAUAACGAACUCUUAGAAUACAAGGCGGGCAAGGACAAACGUGAACUUAAUUUUACUCCGCUUAACGGGGAAAUUGAUAAUAUUCGUUAUCUGAAUGAAACCACCAAUGAAACCUCAAAAUUUGAAACUGAAUCUAAUAUUAUUGGACAAAUUGAAGCUUCGAAAUUGAAAGAUGCUGCGGAACCCAACAGGCGCAAAGUGGAGAUUUUGCAUCAUGAUAUUAGGUGUGAGAACGUGUUAAUUACCGAAAAAAUGCAACCCAAACUAUGCAAUUUCAAAUUCUCUCGUGAAUUUAAUGCUACCACCAGUCCAAUUGAUGAUAUGAAAGAUAUUAUACAUUGGUUGGCUCCUGAAAAACUAGAACAUAUAUCUCCGGAUAAAAAUUCGAAAGCGAAUAAAGCUCGUAGUUAUACCAUUCAAUGUGAUAUUUUCAGCUUUGUGAUGCUUCUUUGGGAACUUGGCUUUCAGAAAAAGCCAUAUGAAAACAUGAGCAUGUCUGAAAUACAAAAGCAUGUUCAAAAAGGUGAUCGAGAAACUAUAUCGUGUCUUGAUCCAAUUCAAACAGAGUAUUGUGAAAUUAUUCAACUUGGUUGGGUACAAGAACCAUCAUUACGUCCAGGAAUUCAACAAAUUUUCAAUAUGCUACAAAGAUUAUAUGAAAAACAUGUCUUAAAGAGUUCUGAUGAGGAUAUACCAAAUUUCUCAAUUUCGGAUCAUAAUUCUAUUAUACCAUUAACUCCAUUCACUCCAUUCAAAGAAGGUUUGUUGGCUCAUAAAAGACAAAAAUAUGAUACGGCUUGGAAAUGUUUUGAAGAGCAUGCAAAUGUUGGGGAUAUGUCGGCGAAAUACUGGCAAG